Molecule: messenger RNA, 3120 nt
Organism: Schistocerca piceifrons (Central American locust)
Lineage: Eukaryota; Metazoa; Arthropoda; Insecta; Orthoptera; Acrididae
Gene: vvl
Product: POU domain protein CF1A
Exons: 1
Coding region: 324-1877 (517 amino acids)
Biological process (GO): regulation of transcription by RNA polymerase II
Molecular function (GO): RNA polymerase II cis-regulatory region sequence-specific DNA binding; DNA-binding transcription factor activity, RNA polymerase II-specific
Source: RefSeq, a predicted model, not a curated record
GUCCGAGACGCAGCGGCAGCUCUCGGCUCAGUCGACGAGGCGUAGCGCCCGACAGCAGCAGUGUGAGAGAGAGGAGUCGCAGUCGUAGUCGUUUCGAGAGCUGUUGUGCAGUCGCGUUACGCCGCGCCGCGUACCGUGGAGCCGGAUCGGGUCGGAGGGCGCGGAGAGCGAACGCGGAGUCUUACAACGCAUGAGCCACGGCGACCCCAGCCGUGCCGUGCGUCGGUUUCGUCUGGCGCGCUAGUGCGCGUGAGCGGGACAGCGACCCGGACAGCGCGCUGGGAGGCGGAGGGUGGCUCGCCCGCGCGGCGGCCCCCCGCUACAUGGCCACCACGACCUACCUGCCCGCUAGCACGGGGCUCGCGCAGGACAUCGACGGUGGCGGAGCGUCAUCGGGGGCUAUGAACAUCGCCGGAGGGUACCAUAGCUCGUCCCCGCGCUCCGGCGACAGCGGAGGCGGCGGGGGCGGCGGAGGCGGCGCCGCCGAGGUCAAGUACCUGCCGCCGCACCAGCAGCACCACCACCAGCAGCAGCAGCAGCAACAGCAGCAGCACCACGCCGUAGCCAGCUCGCCGUCGCCCACGCUGUCGCACAACCCUUGGGCGAGCCUGGGUCCCGCGCCCGGACCGGGCCCCGGCCCCGGGCAGGACCCGUGGGGCGGCAUGGUGGCGCACCACCAUCACCACCACCACCACCAUCAGCCGGAUAUCAAGCCGCCGCCCACGCAGCAGCAGCAACAGCAGCAGCAGCAGCAGAUGUCGUGGCACGCGCCCGUCGUGUCCGCGGCCGCGGCGCAGUACUUGGCCCAGAGCGGGGGCGGCGCGGGCGGCGGAGGCGGUGGCGGUGGAGGCGGCGGCGGCGGCUCCGGGUCACCCCUGCAACACCACUACCACGCCGCCAUGAACGGCAUGCUGCACCCGCAACAACUCCACUCGCUACGCGAAAUGCAGAACCACAGCCCGGUGGCGGUCGGGCUGCACCACCACGUUAUGGGCCACCACGGCGGCCACCACUUGCACCACCCGGCGGCGGCGCACCACGUCACGCACCACGCGACGCACCACGCGCCGCACCACCUGCACCACUCGGUGGGCGGCGGCCACCACGGGGACCCGCGCGCCGGCAGCGGGCCCGGGGGCGGCGGACCGGGUGACCCGGGCCCCGGGGGCGGCGGCGGGCCCGGCGACGAGGACACGCCCACCUCCGACGACCUGGAGGCGUUCGCCAAGCAGUUCAAGCAGCGCCGCAUCAAGCUGGGCUUCACGCAGGCCGACGUGGGCCUCGCGCUCGGCACGCUCUACGGCAACGUCUUCUCGCAGACCACCAUCUGCCGCUUCGAGGCGCUGCAGCUCAGCUUCAAGAACAUGUGCAAGCUCAAGCCGUUGCUGCAGAAGUGGCUCGAGGAGGCCGACUCGACGACCGGCUCGCCCACGUCUAUCGACAAGAUCGCGGCGCAGGGCCGCAAGCGCAAGAAGCGUACGUCCAUCGAGGUGUCGGUAAAGGGCGCUCUCGAGCAGCAUUUCCACAAGCAGCCCAAGCCGUCGGCGCAGGAGAUCACGGCGCUCGCGGACUCGCUGCAACUCGAGAAGGAGGUGGUGCGCGUGUGGUUCUGCAACCGGCGCCAGAAGGAGAAGCGCAUGACGCCGCCCAACACGCUGGGAGAGGGCGGCAUGCUGGAGGCGGGCGGCCCCGGGGGCGGAGGGCCGGGCGGGCUGCCGCCGCCCCCGCACGGCCACUACGGAGGCCCCGGCGGGCCACCCCCGGGCCAGCCGGCCGACCUGUCGCCCAUGGGCCCGCAGCAGCACGGCCACUCGCACAGCCCGCCCAUGCUGUCGCCGCAGGCCAUGCCGACGCACCAGAGCCUCGCGGCCCACUAGCACAUCGCCUAAGGCCGGCUCUUCCGACACGCCUACUACUGGCCGUAGGCGCGCCGGAGCUCCUGCCCGCAAGCAAGCAAGCACCCCCGGCGGACGCGUCCGCCACCAGCCGGCCAGGACCAGCGAACUCGCUAGCACGGACUACUUGCCCCCCCUCUGCACAUAACCCAGUGUACAUACUAAUCCUAGUUGGAGAAUCUAUAUACAUAAAUAUAUAUUAUAUAUAUUAUACGCGCGAUGUGGACACGGCCGCGUGGUGCGGAGCGGCACACAAGCCUAACACACACGAGUGUACGAUGUUCCAAUAUUUGUAUAUUCAGGAUCUUAAAACAAAACAAAAAAAUACGAAUGUAUAAAUAUAUUUGCGACAGAGCUCUUUUUUAAACAAACGAACAGACACGGGUGAGGGGUGAGGACGGGCGAACGCAGACGACCACCCGCGCGCUCGCGACCCCUCGGCAGCUGCAGCAGACCCGCGAGCGUCCACCGGCAGCGCAGCGACGACGCCCUGCGUCGCCGACCCCCUCGACGCCAGGGACUUCUCGCCGCGUCGCCACGGCGUCCUUCCCCCACGUCGACCAAGGUAGGAACCAAACCAGAGGCCGACGAGUGUCUACCCGUGUGAGUGUGCACAGCGUCAAGAACCGCUGGGAGAAAAGAAAAACAAAACAGUUGGUGCAGCGGUUAUUCUGUUGUUUUUUUAAUGAAAAAGAAAAAAAAUCAAAAGGUGUAAACCGUAAAAAAUACUAAAACAGCGAAAAACCAGCCAAAUAAACAUGAAUGGUGUUGUUCUUUUGCAGGAAAUAAAUGAUAAACCGGAGAAAUUAUUAUACGUACCUACAAUAGUGUCCUAUUUGCACGUGUUGUUUCCUUUUACAUGAUUAAUAACAAACAAACAAAAAAAGUUACGGUGAAUAUUUUUACUACCCGGAAAGUACACGAAUCUCGCGAAGUAAUGAGUGUAAUAAACGUAGACGACGAAGGCGUCAAGCUAGAGUGUUUUUUGCGGUUGUUUAGUUUUUAGCUUUUGUUUCCCUCGUAGGGUUGCACUGAAUGAUCGUUUUUCUUUUCUUUCUUCCUACGUCGAAUAUACAAAAAUAAAUAGCAGAGUCUGCGAUGUCGGUAGCACGGAUUUGAGAUAUGAGUCUCCGAGCUCCACAAGAAAUGAGUUUGUGUCUCGUACCGGACCUCCAUAAAAAAUAAAAAAAAAAAAUGUGUUUCUCGUCGUUAGGCCUAAACUCGA